AUGUGGAGGUCGAUACUUGCAAGACAAAGUUGCGCUAUUCUUCGCAACUACAACGCCGCAUACGCCUCACCGAUUCAGGUUCCUCUCUCUAAUUUCGCAAUAAACUCCACACAAUCAACUAUUUCUUCUUCCUUAGGUUCUCCUCAAAUUUCACAUUUUCCCAACGUUAUUAACAAUCCUAGAUUCUUAUCUCAACAAAUUGCCACUGAAAAUGAGGUUCCCGUCGAUUCUCAUUCUUCACAAAACGAAGAUGGUACUGUUCACCUCGUGAAUGAUGAUGUCAGUUUUCAGAAUGACGAACACGGUUCUGUAGAAGUAGUAGAAGAAGAAGAAACGGAAACUUUCCAGAUUGAUGACGAAAAAUUGGAGAAAAUUGUUUCUCUUCUGCAGAGUAGUGCUGAUGAGUCGUUUGAGUCUUCUCUUGAUAACAUGAAUUUGACUAUACGUCAAGAUUUUGUUAUCAAAGCAAUUGAAUCAAUCGAAACUGUUUUAGGGGAGAAUCUUGUGAGGUUUUUCAAAUGGGCUUGGACUGAGAAUUCACAUGUAGUAACCACCCAAGUUCUAGAGUCUUUUGUUAUCACAAUAUGCAACAGUGGUCGUUCAAUAAAGGACAAAGAUGUAUACUCUCUCUUGGAUUUGGUGAAUGAAAUUGGGGAGAAAGAAAUCGGGGUUAUCAAUGUUACCAUUCUUAAUGAGUUAGUGACUUCAUUCUCAAAAUUGGGGAAAGGGAAAGCUGCACUAGGUGUAUUUGAAAAAUUUGAGGGGUUUCAGUGUGUACCGGAUGCAGACACCUAUUAUUAUACAAUUGAAGCUCUUUCAAGGAGAUCGGACUUUGAUUUGGCUUGGUCUGUGUGUCAGAAGAUGCUUGAUGCUCAGAGAAUUCCCGACGGUGAGAAAAUUGGUAGAAUAUUGUCUUGGUUGUGUAAGGGCGAAAAGGCUAAAGAAGCUCAUGCAGUGUAUAUGGCAGCAGUAGAGAACAAGAGGUAUCCACCUUUGUCUUCUGUUAACUUUUUGGCUUCUCAUCUAUGUCAUAAAAAUGAAACUGUACCACUGGCUUUGGAGGUGUUGAAUGAUAUCCCUGUCGAGAGGAGGAAGCGGGCAAUCAAGCCGUUUUCAGCUGUUGUUCGAGCCUUGUGCAGGGUUAAAGAUGUUGAUGCAGCCAAGCAGUUGGUUUUGAAAAUGAUUGCUGAUGGCCCACUUCCUGGAAAUGCUGUUUUCAAUUAUGUCAUUACUGGUUACUCUAAAGCUGGGGAAAUUGAACAAGCAGUGGAGAUUUUGAGGUUACUUGAAAGUAGGGGUUUGAAACCAGAUGUGUACUCAUACUCUGUUAUUGCUAGUGCUUAUUCGAAUGGAGGUGAGAUGGAACAGGCUAGGAAGAUCUUGGAAGAAGCUAAAAAGAAUCAUUUAAAAUUGAGCCCUGUAAUGUAUCACACUCUAAUCCGUGGAUAUUGCAAAUUGGAACGAUUUGAUGAGGCUUUGGAGUUGUUGUCCGAGAUGAAGGAUUUUGGUGUAUGUGCUUCUGCCGAUGAAUAUGAGAAGCUAAUCCAGUCUCUCUGCUUGAAGGCUUUGGAUUGGGAAAGAGCAGAAAAGCUGCAAGAAGAAAUGAAAGAAAAGGGGUUAUAUCUCAAGGGCAUCACUAGAGCCCUAGUUAGAGCUGUCAAGGAAACGGAAAAGGAGGCUGUGGAGGCUCAAAGCAGUAGUUUAGUGGCCUAA
This is a messenger RNA of Lathyrus sativus (Indian pea), 1713 nucleotides long. Lineage: Eukaryota; Viridiplantae; Streptophyta; Magnoliopsida; Fabales; Fabaceae. The record is from the annotation of a GenBank genome assembly.